This is a messenger RNA of Malassezia sympodialis ATCC 42132, 537 nucleotides long. RefSeq lists its product as uncharacterized. Gene Ontology annotation, molecular function: ATP:ADP adenylyltransferase activity; ATP binding. The transcript has 2 exons. Gene Ontology annotation, biological process: nucleotide metabolic process. Bases 1 to 537 code for a protein of 178 amino acids. The record is from RefSeq and is a predicted model, not a curated record. Lineage: Eukaryota; Fungi; Basidiomycota; Malasseziomycetes; Malasseziales; Malasseziaceae.
AUGAGCCAGUCGAAACUGCAAAACAUCGCAUCUACUGUUUCAAAGCAAUAUGAAACCGCGAUCGCGUCUGGCGAUGCCUUCUUUUACGAAUCGCAAGUGUCCGUCGCCAAAACAGAAGGCGUAGAGAACGUGGUUCCAUGGCAUAUCCGGAACGUCCCUGCUUUGCUUAAAAAGCCCAAAGCAUUGUCAGAGAGUCAAGACACGGAGAGGCCCCAACAAAACAAAGUGGAUGUGUUUGCACCUCCGUAUGUGCCAAACCUACUUGUGCAGGAACUAGACGACUUUGCUCUCUUGGAGCUGCCACCAGCGCCGAACAUGCUGGCCCAGGCUUACCAGAUCCUAACCACCUAUACACCUUCGGAGUCAGGCAACGAUAUGCUCGGCUUCUUUAAUUGCGGUAAAGAUAGCGGAGCUUCACAGCCGCACUGUCAUUUCCAAUUCGUCGAGCUACACCCCGCUGCACCUGCCAAGCCAGCUGUCCCCAUUGAAGUGCUAUUGGAUCAGAUCGAGAAAGACGGCAAGGAGAUGGGUGCGUAG